Phytophthora sojae is the source of this 816-nucleotide messenger RNA. RefSeq lists its product as hypothetical. The record is from RefSeq and is a predicted model, not a curated record. The transcript is spliced from 2 exons. Bases 1 to 816 code for a protein of 271 amino acids. Lineage: Eukaryota; Oomycota; Peronosporomycetes; Peronosporales; Peronosporaceae.
AUGCCACCGACUCCAGCAGCGACGCUGCUCUUCGCCCAUGGCGGGGGCUUCUGCAAGCAGGUCUGGGUCCCGAUCAUCCGCCGCCUCAAGAGCUCCCCACUCCUGCAGCAGGUCGCGACGGAGUUUGUGGCCUUCGACUUCCCUUACCACGGCACAAAACGCGACGAAUCCGUGGCCCCUAAACUCGACGGACCGAGACCCGCGCUCAUUGGCGUCGGUCACUCGAUGGGGGCGGGCGCGCUCUGGAACGCGGAGGUGCGGGACCCCGGCACCUUCGACGCCCUUAUCAUGUUUGAGCCCGUGUAUGGAAUCGACGAUCCGCAGAGGACGGACGAGGUCACGAGCUUCCUCGUGUCGGUGACGCUGCAGCGAGAGUCCUCGUGGGCGUCGAGACGCGAGGCGGAGACGUACUUUGAAAACCUCAAGAACUUCAAGACGUGGGAUCGCGAGUCCCUCGCUGCGUACGCUCAAGGCGCUUUGGUCGAGGAUGAGGCGACGGGGAAGACGGUCUUGGCGUGCCACCCGCACAUUGAAGCCUCGUUGUACUGCCACGAUAUCCUGCGCUUCAACGAUGAAGAGCUUAAGCGGCCGAAAUGCUCUGUGCACUUCCACUAUGGAGACCGGUCGAAUAUGUUCUUCAUGCCCUGGUUCGAGCACGCGGUGAAGAUAAGCCCCGACAUUUACUGGAUCGACGAGCUGAUGAACAAAUGCACGCACUUGCUGGUGCUGGAAGACCCCGAGACGGCGGCCAGAAAGAUUCUGAACGACCUCGCGAAGGUAGCGCCAUUCCGCCGCGAUACAUUGAGUCAACUUUGA